AUGUACACUCACGGGUACAAGGCUCUUGAAAGAAGCGCACACCCACCUAGCAUCCUGGGGUCCCUCACAGGUGCCAAGAGCCCCCAGAGGCUGGGCAGAUCCAGCUAUGGCUCCAUUCCCAGCCUGCCUGGCCCACCAGCACCUCAGCAAACAUCUUCCCAGGACACCUACUUGAGCGAGAAGAUUCCUAUCCCCAGCACAAAACAGGGUACAUUCAGCCUGAGGAAGCUGUGGGCAUUCACAGGGCCUGGUUUCCUCAUGAGCAUCGCUUUCCUUGACCCAGGGAACAUUGAGUCGGACCUUCAAGCUGGUGCCGUGGCUGGAUUCAAAUUGCUCUGGGUGCUGCUGUGGGCCACCGUGCUAGGCUUGCUUUGCCAGCGCCUGGCUGCCCGGCUAGGUGUGGUGACAGGCAAGGACUUGGGUGAAGUCUGCCACCUCUACUACCCUAAGGUGCCUCGCACCCUCCUCUGGCUGACCAUCGAGCUAGCCAUUGUGGGCUCGGACAUGCAGGAAGUCAUCGGCACCGCUAUCUCCUUCAAUCUCCUCUCAGCUGGACGGAUUCCCCUGUGGGGUGGCGUCCUGAUCACCAUCGUGGACACAUUCUUCUUCCUCUUCUUGGAUAACUACGGAUUGCGCAAGCUGGAAGCAUUCUUUGGGUUCCUUAUUACCAUUAUGGCUUUGACCUUCGGUUAUGAGUAUGUGGUAGCACGGCCAUCCCAGGGAGCACUUCUUCAGGGCCUGUUCCUGCCCUCCUGCCCAGGCUGUGGUCAGCCUGAGCUGCUGCAGGCAGUGGGCAUUGUUGGCGCCAUCAUCAUGCCCCAUAACAUCUACCUGCACUCAGCCUUGGUCAAGUCUAGAGAGGUAGACAGAGCCCGCCGGGCGGACAUUCGAGAAGCCAACAUGUACUUCCUGAUUGAGGCCACCAUUGCUCUGUCCGUGUCCUUCAUCAUCAACCUCUUUGUCAUGGCUGUCUUUGGUCAGGCCUUCUACCAGCAAACCAACGAGCAAGCGUUCAACAUCUGUGCCAACAGCAGUCUCCACAACUAUGCUAAGAUCUUCCCCAGGGACAACCAGACAGUGUCUGUGGAUAUAUACCAAGGAGGUGUGAUCCUAGGUUGUCUCUUUGGCCCUGUGGCUCUCUACAUCUGGGCAGUGGGCCUCCUGGCAGCUGGGCAGAGUUCUACUAUGACCGGCACCUAUGCAGGACAAUUCGUCAUGGAGGGCUUCCUGAGGCUGCGGUGGUCCCGCUUCGCACGUGUCCUCCUCACUCGCUCUUGUGCCAUCCUGCCCACUGUGCUGGUGGCCGUCUUCCGCGACCUGAAGGACCUAUCGGGCCUCAACGAUCUACUCAAUGUUCUACAGAGUCUGCUGCUGCCCUUUGCUGUGCUGCCCAUUUUGACUUUCACCAGCAUGCCAGCCGUCAUGCAGGAGUUUGCCAAUGGCCGGUUGAGCAAAGCCAUCACUUCCUGCAUCAUGACACUCAUCUGUGCCAUCAACCUCUACUUCGUGGUCAGCUAUCUGCCCAGCCUCCCGCACCCUGCCUACUUUGGCCUUGUAGCUGUGCUGGCCCUGGGUUACUUGACCCUAACUGCCUACCUGGCCUGGACGUGUUGCAUCGCCCAUGGAGCUGCCUUUCUGACCCACAGCUCCCACCGGCACUUCCUAUAUGGGCUCACUGAGGAGGAGCAGGAAAAUGUGGCGAGCUCUGGGAACAAACAGAGGCAGCUAGUGUCAGCCCCUUGGAAUGCGCGAAGGUGGAGCCGCAUCGCCUCCGGGCAGUCCCGGACCCGGCGCUUGGGGCGGGCCUCAGGCCCGGGGCUCCUUGGCCUGCAGCGACGGGUUACGGCUGUCUUCUGUGCCACGCAGCCGCAGAGGCUUGGUCCCGCCGGCGCGCAGCAGGAAGAGAGGCGACGCCCCCUGGAUCUCCGCAGGAACCCGGCCCGCCUCCUAGCCCGCCGGCCCCAGAAGUGA
Acomys russatus (golden spiny mouse) is the source of this 1971-nucleotide messenger RNA. It is a transcript of the gene Slc11a1, whose product is annotated as solute carrier family 11 member 1. Lineage: Eukaryota; Metazoa; Chordata; Mammalia; Rodentia; Muridae. Gene Ontology annotation, molecular function: manganese ion transmembrane transporter activity; cadmium ion transmembrane transporter activity; iron ion transmembrane transporter activity. The record is from RefSeq and is a predicted model, not a curated record. Gene Ontology annotation, biological process: metal ion transport. The transcript has 16 exons. Gene Ontology annotation, cellular component: plasma membrane. Bases 1 to 1971 code for a protein of 656 amino acids.